UCAUUCUUUUUCAGCAAUCACAAUGGGUAACCAGCAUGCACUAGUAUUACUAGUGCUAAUCGCACUUAGUGCAUUCCAGCUAACAUUUACCAGCUCAAUUCAUUCGGUCGAUUCGACAUUCGACAGUAAUAGUCUUUUGGACGAUGAGGCCAAUGACAAUAUCUUGGAGUUGGCACAUUCAACAGAGCACGGCAUCAAAAUUUCCACACCCAAGGUGAAAGACAUGCCCCUAACCUCUACAACAACCACAGAAACCGUGCGUCCCGCAAGAGUAGCGGCGACAAAGCAUGCCAAGAAAUCCACUAAAACAACAACUACAGCUGCGACGCAUCCACAGUUAAGCGAUGAGGCAUUGAAUACACUCAUCGAAGAAACAGAACAUGGCGACCAUCAACAGAUGAACGAUGAGACACUCAACGAUCUGAUCGAAGCAUCAAAACAUAGCGCCGCACUUGCCGACGAUCCAAGAUUCAAUAAACUGUUGCCGAAUAAAUUCAAGACGGAGAAUUCCACCGUCACGAAUAAUAAAAGCGAAGAGGCUUACUACGAUUAUGACGCUGACGAUUAUGAUGAUGAGUAUAGCUAUGAUGAUGAGUUGGUCAAUACAGAAUCUGCUCAAAAGACAAAAACCAGCACCACAGCGAAGCCAACGGGAGAACGUAAUGCGGCAACGAAGAGCAACAAGAGGGUGGAAAUGAAACCGAUCAAGGAAGAAAAACAGUCAUCUUCCAAGUCGAAAUCAACGGAUAACAUUCAGGAGCAAAGUGAGAAGAAAAUCGAAGACUUGGACGAGGAUGACUAUGAUGACGACGAUGAUGGUGAUGAAGACGACGAUAUUAACGAUGAGGAGGAGAUCGUUUUCAAUCAGAAUGUGCCUUGCCCAAGAUACUGCGUUUGCGCACGCAACGUUAACAGCUAUCUGGUAGCGACAUGCAGCCGUUUUGAUCCUGAAACACAGAAAUUCGGUUCUGACAUCACCGAUUUGAUCGUAACGGAUGUUGGUCCAAAAUAUCCCAUUUUGUUGGGACCAGAAUUCUUCCUGCAGAUGGGUUUGAAAUAUGUGUCCUCGAUCAAGAUUUCAAAUUGCACUAUUGAGUUCCUACAUCCCGAUGCUUUCCAUGGCUUGGAUGAGUUAUACUCGGUGAAUUUGACGAAUGUCGGUUUGGCUGUCAUCAAUCCCAACACUUUCUCAAAGAAUAAGAAGCUACGCCUGCUGACCAUCUCCGGCAAUGAUUUGAGCGUUAUGUCUAAUGUGCAUUUCCUACUCAAUUCCUCAAGCAUUGAGGAACUGGAUCUGUCACGCAACAACUUAAUGGAGCUGAACCCACAAGCUUUCUCGCAACUGUUAAAUGUAGUCUACAUUAAUUUGUCACAGAAUAACUUGCAGAAGAUUCCCGAACAUGUCUUCGAUUCCGUUGAGACGAUCGAGGAAUUGGAUUUGUCUUACAACGCGCUGAAAACCCUGCCUGCCACCGUCUUCAACCGCACUGCGCUUGCUAUAUUGCAUUUGAAAUACAACUCUAUUACCGGCGACUUACACUUUGGCACCGAUGAUCUACAACAACUCGAUCUUAGCUUCAACAGCAUCAAGAAAAUCCAUCAUGGCAUGUUCGAUAAAAUGACUGGCCUGACUAACCUUAAUCUCAAGGGUAAUGGCAUUACUACCAUCCAGCCUGAUUCCUUCUUGGCGCUGAAGAGCUUGCGUCAUAUUGAUCUGUCUAUCAACGACUUAGAUCAAGUCAAUGCCAUGAUUUUCUUCAANGCGCUCGGCCACAAAACCUUUUCAACAAUGCCACAUUUGGCCACAUUGAAGCUCGCCUGGAACAACAUCAACAACUUGGAGCGUGACACUUUCAUCAGCCUUACUAAGCUGACCGAACUGGACUUGAGCAACAAUUUGAUUGCCCGUUUGGAUGAGCUCCUUUUCAUGAACAACAACGAACUGACUAAACUGAAUCUGGCCGGCAACCCAAUACGCAAACUUUCCGUGCGCCUCUUCAUGCCACUGAGCAAACUACGCGAAUUGGACGUAAGCGAUUGUGAACUGACUUCGUUACUCUCCGAGAACCAAUAUGGCAUGGGCCGUAAAUACAAAUUCUACGACACUUUGCGUAGCUUCAAUGCCUCGUCCAAUCAAAUUAAACGCGUAUCCUCCGGAGAUGUGCGCAGCUUCAAGAAUCUACGUACGCUGGACAUUUCACACAACCCACUCAAGUGCAACGAAGACUUCCAAGACUUCAUCAACUACGUAUCGCUUACGCCCAACUUAGGUACCAACAAACUGCCAACGCUUGCCAAUCUCGAAGGUGACGCAAUUGUCGAAUAUCAACCACACGCUGACUGGGCUGCGCUGGCGCAUGAGGUGUGCCGCCGUCAAGAGACUACUGUGAGCAAGACAAAGCAGAAGAGUUUGGAAAAACGCAUCGAGCAGGCGGACAAGGUGUUGGACGACGAUGCAAGAAGUCUGUGGAAGAUUGUGGAGAACACAAAGCACGAUAAACACAAGAUACUGAAGGAUACAGAUAACAGCGAGGUGUCUAUUGCGGGUAGCUUGGAUGAGGAGAGUGCGGAAGAGGACGAGAACACCGCCGAGGAGAGCAAAGACGACGAAGAGGAGGAAGAAAACGAUAGCGAAUAUGACGAAGAUGAAGACGACGAGGAUGAUGAGGAUGACGAUGAAGACGACAAUGGUAAAAAGAGCAACGAUGAAGACAUCGAAAAGAAGAUUGACAUUACUAAGCUGCAUGACUUUGGCAUGCGCGUCGAAGAAGUGAACCUGAAUAAAGAAACGAAGGAUGAAUUCUUGUUGAAUAAAUUCUUGUUGAAUGGCGAGGACUCUAGCGAAAACAACGCCGAAGAGGAAAUUAUCAUUGAACGCGGUCGCAUCUAUUAUGAAGGCUCCAGAUUCCUAGUGCCCGCAGUUGUGAUCUUUUUAUGCCUAUUCAUCAUUUUGGCCGUCAUCACCAAGAUCGUUAUGGUUAUGUUGCGUAAACGUGGCGAACGUUAUCGCAUGGCGCUGUUGGCUUCCUCCAACAACUCGAUCGUCUAUCAGAAACUUAGCGAAGAAAUCAAUCCUAAGGUAAAGGAACCGAAGGUACCGAAAGUGCAUCGCUAUGCACCAAUUAAUCAGGUCUAAGGCAAGAGGCCGAACAUAAAUGGGCCGCAGGCAAAUUUAGACAAGAGGAAUUGAAGCCCAUACUAAUAGCAGUUGUUGGGAACUGGAUGAGUAAAUGUGAAAAGGGCAUGGGAGUUGAAAGAGAAAAAAACAAAACUCAAAACACAACCACUUGUUAUUAAAAUGUUUUAAUUUUAAGCAAAACUAUAUAAUAAAAAUAUGAAAAAUAGUAAAAUGCAAAACACAACUAAAACAGAGAAAAACGCACACUAAACGAAAUACAUACAUAUACAUGUAGGUAUGUGAAAUUUGUAACAAGGCGGGAACCAAGUAUUAAUAAUGAAUCAUACUUAAAUACAAAACAUAAUAAUACUAUUUUACGUUACUAAACUGAUGCAGUACUUAAAUAAGCUUAACUACGAGACAUGAAAAUUCAUAAAAAUUAACUAUUUCUGUUUAAUUUUUUCGAUUUCCCUCCCAAGUUUGAUUAACAGAACACGCCAACCGAUCUACGAACUAACGCAAGGGAGAAGGUGAAAAAAGUGAUCAAAAUUAAUUAAUAAUUGUCUUACACAAAGCAACUGAAAGCAUUUUAUAUAAAUAAUUUACAAUUAAUUUAAAGAUAGUGGAAAAAACGCCAAACCCAUUCCAUCAAUUUACAACAUACUAAGCAAAGACUUUCAAAGAAUACCUAAAAUACUUAGUGCCAUGGUUUGAAAAUUUUCGGAACUAAAGAGGAUUACAUGUUUGAAAAAAAAAUACGUGUAGAUGUGUAGAUACCUCCAAAAAUAUUCAGUAUGCUAUUCGCACGACAAAAUUAAUAUAAA
Rhagoletis zephyria (snowberry fruit fly) is the source of this 3942-nucleotide messenger RNA. RefSeq names its product leucine-rich repeat domain-containing glycoprotein 150 (gene Gp150). Gene Ontology annotation, molecular function: protein binding. The record is from RefSeq and is a predicted model, not a curated record. NCBI's taxonomy places the organism in Eukaryota, Metazoa, Arthropoda, Insecta, Diptera, Tephritidae. Gene Ontology annotation, cellular component: plasma membrane.